AUCUUGGAUCAUCAUUAUGUGGAUGACUUUGUGGAUAGCUUUCCUAACCCUGCAAGGUCCAUUGAAAUUGCGCAACAAGUACGCAACAUCCAUAAAGUUCCACAAUGUGAAUGAUGGUGUUAUGGAAGGUGUAAAGUCUCCAACUAAAAGAGAGCUGUUGAGUGUGGUUAUGUCCGUUUUCGACACACUUGGGUUUUUGAGCCACUUUAUGAUAACGGCAAAAUUGAUGAUGCGAGAAGUUUGGAGACACAGCAUUGGAUGGGAUGAAGCACUGCCCGGUGAAAUUGUUGAUGUGUGGAAUAAUUGGCGCCAAGGUCUUCAAAAUGUUGAAAAGGUCAAAGUACCUCGGUGUUAUUUUGGAAAUGGUGUUCCUUACCGCCUGGAACUACAUGUUUUUGUAGACGCCAGUGAAGACGCAUUUGGAGCUAUGUCAUACUGGAGGUCAAUAAAUGCCCAUAAUAAAAUUGAAGUGUCUCUUGUGGCUGCCAAAUCUAGAUGUGCCCCUUUGAAAAUUAUGAGUAUUCCUCGGCUCGAACUACAGGCUGCUGUUUUGGGCACUCGGUUAUUGGUUACAAUUUUGAAGGAACAUUCCGUUAAGGUAUCAAGAAUUAUUUGUUGGAGUGAUUCUACAACUGUAAUAAAUUGGAUUGGCUCAGAAAGUCGCCGUUACAAACCUUUUGUUGCCCACAGAAUUACGGAAAUUCUUGAAUCUACUAGCCCUGCAGAUUGGAGAUGGCUACCAACAAAUCUAAAUGUUGCGGAUGAAACUACAAGAAGGAAAAGCCAAGUUGAUUUUUCUGAUGAUUCUCGCUGGUUGAAUGGUCCUAAAUUUCUUUAUGAUUCUGAAGAUAAUUGGCCCCAAAAGGAAAACGUAGCCCCAAACGAACAAGAUUCGGAAGAACUUCGUCCAAAAUUUGCUCUACUGAUUCCGUCGUACAUUGCCGGUGCCACCAUUUAUGGGUUCUUUGCCAAAGGACAGAUUGACUCGAUAUAUUCGUCCCUUUUCCUACACUGGUUUGGAUUACUUUGGCCCUCUGACUAUUACGAUUGGUCGUCGUCAUGAAAAACGCUCUGUGGCUUUAUUUACUUGCCUAGCCAUCAGAACCAUCCAUUUAGAAGUCGCUUUCGAUUUGUCCACAGAUGCGUGUAUUCUUGCCAUACGCAACUUUAUAAAUAGACGUGGCCUUCCUACAAGACUCAGGAGCGACAAUGGAAAAAAUUUUGUUGGUGCCGACCAAGUUGCCAAGCGGUUCAGUGACGUAUUUGAUGUGGCUCGUAUUCAAGAUGAAUGCUCUACGAAGGAUAUAGACUGGCAGUUCAAUUGUCCCCAUAAUCCUGCGGAAGGUAGUAUAUGGGAAAGUAUGGUCCUGUGCGUCAAACGUGUCUUGCAGUCAACUUUAAAAGAAUCGGCCCCCCAAGAACAUGCGUUGCAAAGUUUCCUUAUUGAAGCGGAAAAUAUUGUGAAUUCUCGUCCCAUAACGCACUUGCCCCUGAGCCAUGAAGAUGAGGAACCACUAACGCCUAAUCAUUUUUUGCUCGGUUGCCCUAAUACAUCGCAAACUCCUGCCGGAGAAAUAAAUGAUCAACCAGUUGCCCUAAGAAAGCAGUGGCGCAUAUCCCGUCAAUUGCGUGACCACUUCUGGAAGCGGUGGAUUAAAGAAUAUUUGCCCACAUUGACUAGACGUUCUAAAUGAUGUGAACGUACAAAGCCCAUUGCUGUUGGUGAUUUGGUUCUAAUUUGUGAUCCAACUGUGUCCCGCAGAGAUUGGAAGCGCGGUAGAGUUGAAGAGGUGUUCAAAGGGAGAGAUGGUAUUAUUCGACGUGCUGAUGUUCGCACAAAUACUGUUGUAUUAAGACGCCCUGUUUCCAAGCUGGCCAUACUCGAUUUGCAGUAGUGAAUCGUAGCCGAUCCACGGGGGUGGGGAUGUCGCCUAAUGGCUCAUAGAGGAGCGAAUUUUAUUUAUUAGUUUUAUUUGAUUUAUUUGUUUUAUUUUUUUCUUUUAUAUGUCCCUUUAAAUUUGUUUUAUUUCUUUAAUUUGAUUUAUAUUUAUUGAGCCACCUUAAUGUUGUUUAUAAUUGUAUGAUCAUUGUUGUUAAUAUUCGUUCAUAUGACCUUUAGGAUUUUUUAUAUUGUUCUUUUUAUUCCCUUUUGUUCUUAUUUGUUUACGAACUCAACGCACUUUGUCCCUAAAUUCUACUGCAGUAUUUUCGUUGAGUUUUUUGUUUGUUUGGAAUGUAACAGUUAGUAAAUGUACAUAACAGAAAGAAAUUUGUAGGCUCAGUAUUUACUGGCAUUAAUAUUAAAGUUUAGUUUGUUGGGGACAAAGACUGCG
Messenger RNA from Lucilia cuprina (Australian sheep blowfly), 2333 nucleotides. RefSeq lists its product as uncharacterized. NCBI's taxonomy places the organism in Eukaryota, Metazoa, Arthropoda, Insecta, Diptera, Calliphoridae. The transcript is spliced from 2 exons. Bases 17 to 1063 code for a protein of 348 amino acids. The record is from RefSeq and is a predicted model, not a curated record.